Molecule: messenger RNA, 2390 nt
Organism: Polypterus senegalus (gray bichir)
Lineage: Eukaryota; Metazoa; Chordata; Cladistia; Polypteriformes; Polypteridae
Gene: kcnk20
Product: potassium channel subfamily K member 13
Exons: 3
Coding region: 1086-2306 (406 amino acids)
Biological process (GO): stabilization of membrane potential; potassium ion transmembrane transport
Cellular component (GO): membrane
Molecular function (GO): potassium ion leak channel activity
Source: RefSeq, a predicted model, not a curated record
UCUACUGAUCAGUGGAUUUUUUUUUUUUCUUCACUGACGCCACAGGAAUAUUCCGGAAAGAUCAAGCGAAUAUUUAUCGGGCUUGUUCAGGAAGCAUGAAGAAUUAUUUUCAUACAUGAAUGGCAGUCCUAUAACCUUAACCCUAUUGAAAGGCUUCGGGAUGGGAUGUGGUGGAGAAGUUUAUAGAGUGGUCCGACUCUGCUGUUGUCAAUUCAAGUUCUCGGCAAAAAAGGUCUUACAGGUACACUUCAAGAAACACCAACAGGAUCUGAUCAUUCAUGACUAAUCACACUCUAUUUUAGAAAUAAAAUCAACAAGUGUCUGAUAAACACCUAAUCAAAACUCUCUGCAAAGAUCACGAACAGCAAGAGACGCCGAGACAUACAGAAGACCUCAUAAAGGGGGCUCACCCGGUCGCUCAUAAGAGACAUGAUGUAGCUAGCAGGCUGCACUUUCUCUAUUCAGUUAAUUCAGAUUUUCCCGCCUAGAGUAAAUGAUUUUUUCCAAAGAAAAGGGAUGAAGAAAUUGCCUGUUUUGACUUUUUCCCUGGAUUCCACAUUAAUAUCGAAGUGGAGGGAACAAGAGAAAGGAAAAAGAAGGCUCAAUAACGAAUUGAAAGCAACAAAUGAAAAGAACAAAUAAAACCCGAGUAAGAAGGCAUGUGGAAUUAAGAAAGGUGGAUGAGUAUAAUCUAUGAGAUAAAGGCUGAUGUAAAAAAAUUGUAAUACCAGGAUAUAAAUACAAAAACAUGGCAGAGGAUCAAUCACAACUUUAUCAAAGAAAACAAAACCAGUAAGAAUGGAACAAAUGAAUCCUGCUGAUUUCUAUAUGUGGAAGUUAAGUUAAUCAGUUAUUUUGGUAAUUUAUGGAAACAUCCAAAAACGUAACGUGAGAUUUUGUAAUAUCGCUUGAGUUCCAUUUAUUUAAGAGUUCCCCUCUGCAUAAUUAUUUUUCAGAUUUUUGAGCAUUUCAAGAAGACUCAUAAUCUCCAUGUUAUAGCUGCAUUUUGCACAAGUCCAUGAAGAUGGCAGCGGUAAAGCCGGGGUGGUUUUUAAGGCACUUAGGCUGACAGAUUCGUCCAGGGCAUGGCGAGGAGGAGUAAAGAAGGCUGCUGUUCUGUGCUGCAGAUGAAUGAAGACAAUGCACGCUUUGGUUUACUGGCAACGCUGAUUCUAAUUUACCUGCUGUGUGGAGCAGCAAUCUUCUCGGCCAUCGAACACCCCAGUGAGCUACAAGCCCAAAAGCUCUGGAAGAUGCGUCUUCGAAAUUUCACACAGACCUUCAACGUCAGCCCCACAGAACUGAUGGCCUUCUUGAGGCAAUAUGAGGAAGCCAAUGUGGCGGGGAUUCGUGUUGAUGCCCUGAGGCCUCGAUGGGACUUCCCUGGGGCAUUUUACUUUGUGGGCACUGUUGUUUCAACAAUUGGGUUUGGCAUGACAACACCUGCCACCAUCAGUGGAAGGAUCUUUCUCAUCUUCUAUGGGCUGAUUGGCUGUGCCGCCACCAUUCUCUUCUUUAACCUCUUCCUGGAACGCAUUAUCACCAUGUUGGCAUACAUACUGAGAUGGGUUCAUGAAAGGCAGCUGCGUCGCACUGGCGUCCGCAUGUCGUCUGAGCACCGCCGUGGUUCGGCAGGUGACGUCGAUAGCCUUGAAGGCUGGAAGCCCUCUGUCUACUACGUGAUGCUGAUCUUAGGAGUGGCGGCCUUGCUCAUUGCCUGUUGUGCUUCUGCAAUGUACUCUUCCAUGGAAGACUGGAGUUACUUUGAUUCUUUCUACUUUUGCUUUGUUGCAUUCAGCACAAUUGGCUUUGGCGAUCUAGUGAGCAGUCAAAAAGAACAUUAUCAAAACCAGAAUGCUUACCGUUUUGGGAACUACCUGUUCAUUAUAAUGGGCGUUUGCUGCAUUUAUUCUCUUUUUAAUGUCAUUUCAAUUGUCAUCAAGCAGAUCCUCAAUUGGAUAUUGGCCAAGAUAGACUGCCGCUGCUGCAGGCGCUGGCAAAAAAAGCAUCUCCGUCAUCAUCGCAAUGCGGUGAGACCAGCACCUAACAAGACUCGCCAGAAAAAUGCCUCCAUUGAUACGGUCUGUGACAGCGAAACUGACGGGCGCCGCAUGUCAGGGGAGAUGAUAUCCGUCAAAGACUUUCUAGCUUCCAAUAAAGUCUCCUUGGCAAUUAUGCAGAAACAGCUUUCAGAGACUGCAAAUGGAGCCCGACAAACUUAUAUCCACCAUAACGGCUUUUCUGGGGGAAUUGGAGCUCUGGCUAUCAUGAAUAACCGGCUUGCUGAGACCAGUGUGGACAGAUAGCAUUUAACGGAAUAAAAGUUGACAGUAACUGAAGAUUUUCUCAGAUUUUUUUUUUUUUGCAAGCGACAUUGUCUUUGAAAACCU